Quercus robur (English oak) is the source of this 626-nucleotide messenger RNA. RefSeq names its product 50S ribosomal protein L31, chloroplastic. Lineage: Eukaryota; Viridiplantae; Streptophyta; Magnoliopsida; Fagales; Fagaceae. Gene Ontology annotation, molecular function: structural constituent of ribosome. The transcript is spliced from 2 exons. The record is from RefSeq and is a predicted model, not a curated record. Gene Ontology annotation, cellular component: ribosome. Bases 106 to 522 code for a protein of 138 amino acids. Gene Ontology annotation, biological process: translation.
AAUAGAGAAAAAGAAGUGGCUUAAAAGUAAUUUCGUAUUCUCAUAUCCAUCACAAAACAAAAGCUUCAUCACCCAUUUCCCACAAACAAACACAGAGAGAAAGAAAUGGCUCUAAGCCUACCCAACACGUUCCUCCAAGGAAAACCCUUUCUUCCUAUCAACAAGGUAACCAGAGGAAAAGUUGGAACAGCAACAAGUGGGAAUUACCCAAAUGUGGUGACGUGCAGGAAGAAAGACAUACACCCGCAAUUCCACGAGGAAGCAAAGGUGUACUGCAAUGGUGAGCUGGUGAUGACAACGGGUGGGACCCAGAAGGAGUACACGGUGGAAGUGUGGUCGGGAAACCACCCCUUUUACCUCGGCAACCGGUCGGCGCUGCUCCUCGAUGAUGACCAGGUCGAGAAGUUCCGUAGGAAGUAUGGUGAGAUUGCGGGAAUCAUGGAGAUUCCUGUGCUCAAAGGAGAGAUUGUGCUACCCAGUAAGCGCAAAUCCAUUUCCCCCAAAGGAGGGAAAAAGAAGUAGUCAAUUACCAGAUAUUGAGUUUUAAGUUUUUGUUUUUUGUUUUUGUGAAUUCUAUGUUGUAGACCUUGUUCUGAAUGAAAUUGCGUGUUAUGUGUUUCUGGAUA